AUGAAAAACAAUAGAGUCUCAUUGUUUCAUGCAGCUAAACCGUCUGUAAUAAAUUCUAAUGAUAUGCUCACUCCAAAUGUAAUUCGAAAUCCUAGUCAUAAUGCAAAUGGAUGUCUGAAUCGUUUAACUCCAAAACAAUUGUUGUUGUUAAAGCUAACUACUAUUUUCCUACUCAUUGCUGGCGUGACGAUGCUUGCUAUAUUUACACCGGUCUACAUGCUUGUCAUUCAUCGAUUUAUUUCACAAUCAUCAUUUACUAAUAUGACUGCAUCGAUCUGUUCGACUACAACAUGUAUUGGCAAAGAAACACCUUAUCAUUCGUCCAUUGUUACCUCUGUUUAUCUGUUUGAUGGCAGUGUCAAUGAUUUAACAGGAUACGGAACUGCAACACUAUUAGGCUUGUCCGCACCAUGA
This is a messenger RNA of Rotaria socialis, 414 nucleotides long. Lineage: Eukaryota; Metazoa; Rotifera; Eurotatoria; Philodinida; Philodinidae. The record is from the annotation of a GenBank genome assembly.